Molecule: messenger RNA, 567 nt
Organism: Monoraphidium neglectum
Lineage: Eukaryota; Viridiplantae; Chlorophyta; Chlorophyceae; Sphaeropleales; Selenastraceae
Product: DEAD (Asp-Glu-Ala-Asp) box polypeptide 47
Exons: 3
Coding region: 1-567 (188 amino acids)
Source: RefSeq, a predicted model, not a curated record
AUGCCCCUCCCUCAGAUCUUCACGCGCACCUGUGACUCAACCCGCAAGAUCGCCCUCUCCCUGCGCAACCUCGGCUUCGGCGCCGUGCCCAUCCACGGCCAGAUGAGCCAGCCCAAGCGCCUCGGCGCCCUCAACAAGUUCAAGGCCGGGGAGAGGGCCAUUCUGGUGGCGACAGACGUGGCGGCGCGCGGCCUGGACAUCCCGAGCGUGGACGUCGUCAUAAAUUAUGACGUGCCGGCCAACAGCAAGGACUACGUCCACAGGGUGGGCCGCACGGCGCGCGCGGGGCGCAGCGGGCGCAGCGUGACCAUCGUGACUCAGUACGAUGUCGAGAUGUUCCAGAAGAUAGAGCACCUCACGGGCGUCAAGAUGGAGGCCUUCCCGGCUGAGAGGGAGGAGGUGCUGCUGCUGCUGGAGCAGGUAAGUUCUGCCCAGCGCAUUGCCACGAUGCAGAUGAAGGAGGCGGACUCAGGCAAGGGCAAGAAGAGGGGCGGCGCCGGCGGCGACGAGGACGAGGGGCGGCGGGGCUUCAUGGCCAGCGGCGGCGGCAAGAGGGGGCGGCGGUGA